Messenger RNA from Spinacia oleracea (spinach), 4185 nucleotides. Its product is annotated as putative pentatricopeptide repeat-containing protein At5g06400, mitochondrial. Lineage: Eukaryota; Viridiplantae; Streptophyta; Magnoliopsida; Caryophyllales; Amaranthaceae. The transcript has a single exon. Gene Ontology annotation, molecular function: protein binding. The coding region runs from base 186 to 3290 and encodes 1034 amino acids. The record is from RefSeq and is a predicted model, not a curated record.
CAGGAUCAAACGUGUUGGGCUCGGACAAACCACGUGCUAGUCCGGCCCAUGCCCAGCUCUAUAUGUGAUCGAAAUUCAAAUUUUCAUGUGUUGAGCCCCUUUUAUUUUGUUGCCAUGUUACCGUAAGAGUUAUGGACAGUACCAAUCCUUAACAAACCUUCACACUCUGUUUUUUUGCGCAAGAGAUGUCAAUUUCCCGCGUAUUUCAAUUCAACAAAUUGGGGACCUUCAGAAACUCUCAAAUUCAGCUCAGUUUUUCAACAAUUUCAAGGAGAAAACCCCAAUCAAAACCUCAAAAUACCCAGAAACCUCGUCUUAAGAAACAGACAAUUUCGAAAAAAGAUGAUAAUGGUUCUCUUUUCAGGGAGAUCACUGAGAUUCUGGGGGCUGGAAAUCUUGCUCUUAGUAAAAUCCCAUCUGGGGUUUCAAUCCCUGAUGAAAAGGCUGUAGAUUUUGCUGGAGUUGGGGGUUGCACACUAGGUGUUUGUGAAAAUGCUCAGGAGAAAAUUGAGGGUGAAAAAAGUGAAGAGGUUUUUGUUAGGAGAGAUGAUAAAGUGGGAGACUUGACUGGAAAUAAUGAUAACAGUGCUGUUGUACAGAAGAUAACAGAGAUUGUAAGGCAGAGCAAUGCAGGGUUUUCAAUGGAGCAACGGUUGGAGGAUUCGAGCUGUGAAAUUAGUCCUGACAUUGUUGUAAAGGUGUUAAAGAGGUGCUUUAAAGUGCCACAUUUAGCUAACAGGUUUUUCAGUUGGGUAAAGUUGAAGAAUGGGAGUUGUCUUACCACUGAAAGUUACAACACCAUGUUGUAUUUGGCAGGGGAAACGAAAGAGUUUGAAUUGGUUGAGAGGUUGGUGGAGGAAAUGGAGAAUUUUAGUUGUGAGAAAGACAUUAAAACUUGGACCAUUCAACUCAUGCAUUAUGGAAAUGCAAAGUUGGUUGGUAAAGCUUUGAUGAUCUUCGAAAAGAUGAAAAGAUUAGGUUUUGAACCCGAUGAAGAAGCUUACGUAUGCUUAAUUCGUGUACUCUGUCAAUCUAGGAAAGGAGAAGUUGCAUUGGAGUUUUACAAAGAAAUGGUUCAAAAGGGUUUCAACCCUGAUAUUAGACUGUACACAAUGCUACUCAAUAGUCUUGCUGGUUAUGGAGAUAUUGAUGGAGUUUACCUAAUUGCAAAUGACAUGAUUAGUAUCUCUCAAAAUCCUGAACAUGAUGUUUAUUCCUGUGUUUUAAAGAGCUUUUGUAUGUCAGAACGAAUUACAGAAGCUUUGGAGUUGAUUCGUGAUCUUAAGACUAAGAACAUGACUUUAAACUCUGAGUACUUUGAAAUCCUGGUGAGGGGACUUUGUAAGGCGCGUAGGAUGGAAGAUGCUUUGGAGAUUGUUGAAAUUAUGAAGAAAAGAAAUGUUGUUAAUGAGGUGGUUUAUGGAGCUUUGAUAAACGGAUACUUGAGAAAAAACGAUUUUUCUAGGGCUUUGGAUUUGUUCAAUGAGAUAAAGGAAGCUGGUAUUACACCCUUAACUUCAACAUACACAGUGUUGAUGCAGCAUUUCUUUAUCUUGAAUGAGUAUGAGAAGGGUUGUGCUCUUUAUGAUGAGAUGCUUGAUCGAGGGGUGAAGCUUGAUUCCGUGGCUUACACAGCAAUUAUUGCAGGUCAUGCACACCAUAACUCUAUUUCUUCUGCUUGGAAAGUAUUCAAAAGAAUGGAAGAUGAUGGAAUUAGAGCCACACAAAAAUGUUACUUAGUUUUCAUCAAGGAACUUUGUAGGAGUUCAAAUACUGAUGAAAUAAUCAAGGUUUUGUACCGAAUGCAGGAUAAGAAGACUAAAAUUGGGAAGGAAAUUGGCAACUGUGUUUUAUCUUAUUUGGAGAGGAAAAGGGAAACUAAAAAAGUGGAAGAGGUGAAGAAGAUACUGAAUUGUUAUGGGAAUUACUGUGAAGAAGUUGAAGAAUCUGUAAAUGAUUCUUCAGAGAAUGAGGUGCAUAAUCUAGAGAAGAACAAUGUUGAACCAAAUGAGGACUAUUUGUUGUCAGAUCUGCACAAAAUCUGUGCUAUUUUGUCAUCAUCAACAAAUGGUUGGUAUGAUAUGCAGAAAGCUUUAGAGGAGUUCCAAAUUCGUUAUACACCAAAUCUCGUGAUUGAGAUCCUACGCAUUAGCAGUUAUUAUGGUUAUGCUGCACUACAAUUCUUCUCAUGGGUUCGAAACCAGCCUGGUUACAGACACACAACAGAAUCUUACAACAUGGCAAUGAAAGUAGCUGGUAAAGGUAAAGAUUUCAAACACAUGAGAAAUCUGUUUUUUGAAAUGCAAAGAAACGGUUGUUUAGUAACACCUGAUACAUGGACAAUCAUGAUAUUGCUGUAUGGUCGAGUCGGAUUGACUGAUAUCGCGUUGAAAAACUUCAAUGAAAUGAAAGUUACUGGUUUAAAACCAACAGUAAGUACUUACAAGUACUUAAUCAUGUCUUUUUGUGGGAGAAAAGGUAGAAAGUUAGAUGAAGCUAUCAACCUUUUUACUGAGAUGAUUAGCUCUGGAUUAAUCCCAGACAAAGAGUUAAUUGAAGUUUGUUUUGAUUGUUUCUGUCAAGCUGGUAAAUUAGAAGAUGCAAAAAACUGUUUGGAAUAUCUGCAAAAAGUUGGUUAUACUAAGCCUUUGAGCUAUUCCCUACUUAUUAGGGCUCUUUUUAAGAGAGGAAAAGUAGAAGAAGCUUUAUCUUUAGCAAAUGAGGUUAAAGAAGAGCGGUCUAUACUUGACCGUUACAUCUAUGGAAGCCUAAUUCACGGUCUGUUACAGACCGGACAAUUAGAACAGGCGGUUUCUAAAAUAGAAUCCAUGAAACAAUCAGGUGUUCUUCCUACUGUUCAUGUUUAUACAUCACUAAUCUCUCAUUUCUGUAGGGAAAAACAGAUGUGUAAAGCACUUGACAUGUUUAACACAAUGUGGAAAGAUGGGUGUUACCCUAAUGUGGUUACAUAUACAGCAUUAUUACACGGGUUUAUAACCGUGCAGAAGUUUGAGGAUGCUCGGAAAUUGUUCAUGAGGAUGAGACUGAAAGGGCCAUUCCCGGAUUUCAAGGCUUACUCGAUGAUGCUCACGAGUUUUUGUGAGACGGGAAGGUCUGAAGUUGGGAUGCAGUUGUUAUCUGAAAUGUUGGAUGAUGCUAUUGUACCUAGUACUGUUAAUUUUCGAACUGUUUUUUUCGGGUUGAAUAGAGAAGGUAAGCAACAAUUAGCUCAAAGAGUUAUGCAACUAAAGCAUUCUGUUGCAAGUAAAAGGAAAUUCUCAACAUCAUAGUGACCAAAUGAUGAAAUGAAGGCAUGAAGCUUUGUUGAUAUUUGUCAAUUGGAAUUGUACUACAUGGAUAUUGAAUGUAGGCCCUGUUCGGCAAAACUAGCGGUUAGCUGUAAAUGGAUGGAAUCUACUUCCAUGCUAAUCAACAAGCUAUUCAUAUUUUCUACUCCAUUGUGUAUCCUGUUGCUCAUUUUUGGAAUUUUUGGUAUCAUAUUGACUUACAUUCUGAUGGACCUAGAUCAUUGUUGAGUGUUGACCUAGUUUUAAAAUUCGAAUUCUUAGUCGACUUUUUUAGGGUCACAAUUUCUAGAGUACUCUGCGUAUAUUUGUAGUAUCAUAAAACUUUAUUUGUAUCCUUUUACUGAUACAAGUUUUCACUUGUGUUGUGAAAGUAUUUGUAGAAAAAUCACAAGAAUAUGUAAUGAAAUUAUAUUCAAAUUUGAGCUCAUCGUGGAUAUGAUAUUCGAGGUAAAAUUGGGCCUUUGCUUGCUCCAGAGGGGUAGGAUUUCCUCCAUCAAGUGAUAGCAAGUUCAAGACUUUAUGCUUUUAGGUAAGCUUUUGCAUCCACCCACCAUUCAAGGUACCUUUGACCGGAUGUGUCGAGUAUUUCAAAAUCUCGGUUUGGUAGUGAGAGCAAGCUCGUGUCGAUAACGUGUUGUGCUAUAAAAGAUCCAGAGAGAAUAUUAGGUUACUUGAGUAUUAAGUUGUGGAGUGAAGUUAUGCAUAUUUAAUCACCGGAAAACACGAAUCUAUAGUGUCGGGUGAAUUGUUGCUCAGUGAUACAUUUUAUCAGUGCGAGAGGGCAUGCCAUAAGCCGUACAAAGCUCGAGUGCAAUGUCUAAUCGAGUGUAUAGGUUGGGUCGAUUAUGUUUCCUAAUUUACUUAUCAUAUUUAACAC